UUCAUAACCUUAUUUUGCUGUUUUCGGACGACACGCGUCGCAACGUCCGCCCCUGCACCUGCCUUCUACCAAGUACACGUAUUUCACACAUUCCUCACACUAGUUUGAUAAAAAUCACAAGAAAACGCGUAAAAAACGCGCUCUAUUGUCGAAGCAUUGAAUAUUUCGUUGUAUUUUAUAGUUAGGAAUCGUCAUUACUGUUCAGAAUGGCUUCCCGAAAAACGGUUAUGGAGGAAGACGCUGGCCAACUGAAAUUGGGACCAGAGUUUGAAAACGAAGACAUGUUGACCGUUUCGGAAGCAAAGAUUCUUGUCGAAACCGUGCUGGCUCAGCGUUCACGCGAAACCGGAGGCGAGGUUCCUAUGACAGAUGUCAUGAAAAAAACAAUGGAGUACUUCAACAUUUUUGCGCGUUUUAAGACGCAAGAAGCGACAUACGCUUGUGAACGUAUUCUAGGAAACCGGUUCCACAAGUUUGAGCGUGCUCAACUAGGUACUUUGUGUUGUGAAGACGCAGAAGAAGCUCGUACACUGAUUCCCAGUUUGGCAACUAAAAUUUCAGACGAAAGUCUGCAAGGCAUCUUGGACGAACUGUCCACACUGCGCAAGUUCCAAGAUUAAGAAGCGUCGUCAUUAAGGACAUAAAAAAAGAAACGAACCGAACCGAAAAGAAAAGAAACUGAAAAUGAAAACGAAAGUACUAAACGGGAGAAACAUAAGAAACGAAAAAGACACAGCUGAAGAUGGGAGAGGUGAACAACCACUUGGCCAGACAUGGACGAAGGCUAGUCUGUCCAUUGCUGCUUAGAACCUUUUGCACAACCAGAUGGCAGUUUUGCAACCAAGCUUUAUUGCAUUCGUGAACAGUCCAUGGGCAGGGGCCUUUUGAGCUUCCCAGUCGUCUACCGCAGCAUUCAGAUGGCCCAGCUCAUCGUCACGUAGCUCGGCAAGUUUCUCACGCAGUUUAGAGAACUCUGGAUGUUUGUCCUCGAGAUGGGCUGUUUCACGAAUUUGGUUGUUGUAAUGGUCGCCAAUAACCGUCUCUACAGCCUCUGUGCAAGCCAUAGCGGCUCGCGUGCCUAACAAAGCGCUGCCGACACCAAGUGCAAAUCCGGCAACGUCCCAUAGGGGACGAAGAACCGUGGGACGAACAUUGUGUUCCGUACAGUAUUUGUUGAAUAUGGAAAGGUGGUACUUUUCCUGGUCCCACAUAUGCUGGAUGGUUGGUGCGACUCUGGGGUUCGUCACUCGCAGGAUAAAGUGCUGACCCUUGUAAAUUCUGUUGGCGCCCAACUCACCAGCAUGGUCCACACGGAUCACUUGGUCAAGCAGUUUGUUGUCCUCUCGAGAGAGAGUCUCAUUAGAAGCGACAGGUGUGUUAUGGGUGCCAUAGGCGCCAGUUGCUGUUGUAGAGCUCCCGUAGCGGACGGCCGCCGCAAUGGGAAAGAUACGCUGAAUUGUAACAAUGGAAUUUCUCCUAAGGGCAAACAUGAAUGUGCAGUCAAGGACAAUGUGUAAUGAAUUGUAUGGAGCUGAAGGGA
Molecule: messenger RNA, 1540 nt
Organism: Schizosaccharomyces japonicus yFS275
Lineage: Eukaryota; Fungi; Ascomycota; Schizosaccharomycetes; Schizosaccharomycetales; Schizosaccharomycetaceae
Product: DNA-directed RNA polymerase II complex subunit Rpb4
Exons: 3
Coding region: 207-620 (137 amino acids)
Biological process (GO): transcription by RNA polymerase II; DNA-templated transcription initiation
Cellular component (GO): RNA polymerase II, core complex; RNA polymerase complex; nucleus
Molecular function (GO): DNA-directed RNA polymerase activity; nucleotide binding
Source: RefSeq, a predicted model, not a curated record